GAUGCCAGUGGGUUGUGCAUCCACUAAGAAAUUGUUGCAUCAGGAAACGAAUAUCUAACGAUAAACUUCCUCAGUGCCAGUUGGUUGCAUCGGCGAUCCACGUGUGAAAGCCUGGUGUCUUCUGAGAUAUUUCUAGACGAAUAUGGCUACCGAAAGGAAAGGUACCUUCAAGGUAGAAUAUCUACAGAAAAUUGAGCAGGAUGUACAGAAGCAAUGGGAAGUUGCAAAAGUAUAUGAAGAAGAUGCCCCAUUGUCGCCGAAACAAUCAGACGAUGAAAAGUUCUUGGCUACUUUUCCUUUUCCCUAUAUGAAUGGACGUCUUCACCUAGGUCACACAUUCUCCUUGUCCAAAGCUGAGUUUGCAGUCCGCUACAACCGUCUCCUGGGCAAGAAGGUCUUAUUUCCAUUUGGAUUUCAUUGCACGGGUAUGCCAAUUAAAGCUUGUGCAGAUAAACUCAAGAGAGAAAUGGAAACAUACGGUAAUCCUCCAAAGUUCCCAGAAGAGGAAGAAUUUGUUGAAGAAAAAGUCGAUGAUGUUGUUGUCAGGGAUAAAAGUAAAGGAAAAAAGAGUAAAGCAGUAGCAAAAUCAGUUGGAGCAAAGUAUCAAUGGCAAAUCAUGCUGAGCCUUGGAGUAGAAGAGGGAGAGAUUCACAAGUUUGCUGAUGCCAAUUAUUGGCUAGACUACUUUCCACCUCGCGCUGUAAUGGAUCUGAAAUCCAUUGGAAUACAUGUGGACUGGAGGAGAACAUUCAUAACAACCGACGCUAAUCCCUUUUUCGAUUCAUUUGUCAGGUGGCAAUUCCUCCACUUGAAAGCUAGGAACAAAGUGAAGUACGGCAAACGUUACACAAUAUUUUCUCCUAAAGACAAUCAACCCUGUAUGGACCAUGACAGGUCAACUGGUGAGGGUGUCGGGCCCCAAGAGUACACACUGGUGAAAAUGAAACUGUUAGAACCAUACCCAGAACCAUUAAAACAUGCACAGGGAAAGCCUAUUUAUUUGGUAGCUGCAACCUUACGACCGGAGACCAUGUACGGUCAAACAAACUGCUGGGUGCAUCCAGAUAUGCGUUACAUCGCGUACAGUUUGGCCAACGGUGAUAUUUUUGUCUCUACUGAGAGAGCAGCCCGUAAUAUGGCUUAUCAAGGAUUUACGAAAACGGAAGGAAAAGUAGAUAUUAUCGCAGAGUUGAUUGGGCAGGAUAUUCUCGGCCUUCCACUACACGCACCGUUAACGAGUAAUAAAGUGGUCUAUACAUUACCUAUGCUCACCAUAAAAGAAGAUAAGGGUACCGGUAUUGUUACUUCGGUCCCUAGUGAUUCUCCAGAUGAUUAUGCUGCACUUGUUGACCUGAAGAAGAAACAGCCUUUCAGAGAGAAAUAUGGUAUCAAAGAUGAGAUGGUGCUUCCAUACGAGCCUAUACCGAUACUCGAAAUUCCAGAGUUUGGUAACUUGUCAGCGGUAACAGUCUAUGACAAGUUGAAGAUCCAGUCCCAAAACGACACGGAGAAAUUGUUAACAGCCAAAGAAAUGGUUUAUCUCAAAGGAUUUUAUGACGGUAUACUGUUAGUUGGUGAACAUGCAGGGAAGAAAAUUCAGGAUGUCAAGAAAGAUAUCCAAAAAAAACUCAUCGACGCUAAAGACGCGGUUAUUUAUUAUGAACCUGAAAAGACAAUAAAAUCCAGAUCAAAUGACGAGUGCGUGGUAGCUUUGUGUAAUCAGUGGUACCUCGACUAUGGUGAAGAGAAUUGGAAAAAACAAGCAGAGCAAGCCUUAGAGAAUCUAGAAACCUUUCAUGAUGAAGUUAGGAAAAAUUUCACUGCCUGUCUGAAUUGGUUACACGAAUAUGCUUGCUCUAGAACGUAUGGAUUGGGUACUAAACUACCCUGGGAUGAGUAUUGGCUGAUUGAAUCGCUGUCAGAUUCAACCAUCUAUAAUGCCUACUAUACUAUAUCUCACUUGAUACAGGGUGGUUCGUUCAAGGGAGACAAGCCCAAUGCUUUGGGUAUCAAAGCCGAGCAGAUGACUCCGGAGGUAUGGGAUUACAUAUUCUUCAAAGAUGCCAAACUGCCAAAAACCUCUAUACAGAAAAAAGCACUGGACCAUAUGCGGCGAGAAUUCAACUACUGGUAUCCUGUCAACCUGCGAGUGUCAGGAAAAGAUCUAAUCCAGAAUCAUCUCACAUUUUACAUCUAUAACCACACAGCAAUUUGGCCUGAUCAACCUGAACUAUGGCCCAAAGGAAUCAGGGCGAAUGGGCAUUUGCUUCUGAAUUCAGCAAAGAUGUCGAAAUCGGACGGUAAUUUUUUGACCUUAACUGAAGCAGUCAGCAAAUUCUCCGCUGACGGUAUGCGCUUGUGCCUCGCUGAUUCUGGAGACUCCGUAGAAGAUGCCAACUUCGUUGAAAGUACAGCAGAUGCUGGAAUCCUCAAGCUUUACACGUUCAUCGAGUGGGUCAAGGAAGUGAUAGCUUCAAAGGAUACGUUCAGGAAAGGCGAACCAAACACUUUUAACGAUCGCGUGUUCCAAAGUGAAAUGAAUUUGAAGAUACGCGAGACUAAGGAAAACUACCAUAAAAUGCUGUACAAAGAAGCCCUGAGAACUGGAUUCUACGAGCUGCAGACAGCUAGGGAUAAAUACGUGCAAUUCACCGCAUCAGAAGGAAUAAACUCGAAUCUUAUUUUCAAAUUCAUCGAAAUCCAGACUAUUUUAAUGGCUCCGAUUUGCCCGCAUGUUGCCGAACACGUGUGGUCUCUCAUUAGUAAGAAAGGUAGUAUUUUGAACGCGCUAUGGCCAGUUGCGGGUCCAGUCGAUGAAAUAUUGGUGAAGUCGUCGCAGUAUCUUACAGCGGCUGCCCACUCGUUCAGAAUCCUUCUGAAGAAUCAUACGGCACCCAAGAAAGUUGCAAAAGGAAAACCCGCCCCUCCUCCAGUAGAGUUUCCCACGCUCGGGACCAUCUGGGUUGCGAAAACAUUUCCCCCGUGGCAGAACACCGUUCUAACGAGUAUGAAACAAUUGUACGAGAAAAAUGGAAACAUAUUGCCGGAUAAUAAAAUAAUCGCGACUGAACUCGGCACUAAACCUGACCUCAAAAAGUAUAUGAAGAGAGUGAUGCCGUUCGUUCAAACGACAAGAGAAAAAGUGGACACGCUCGGUGUAGCAGCCCUCAAUCUGACGCUAGAUUUUGACGAAUUCGAAGUACUACAAAUCAAUCAAGAAUAUCUUCGCAAUACUCUGACUCUCGAAGAAGUGAUUAUUAAAUACACGGACGAAGCUUCUGAUAAAACGAAGGAAGAAUGCUGUCCUGGAGCACCCUAUAUAACAUUUUCUACUCGUCCAGGGAUAUCGCUUAAUGUUGUAAAUCCGCAAAUGUGUACCGGCCUUUUCACGAAAACAGUCAAGGUCUUCGAAGGGGACACCGCCGCCAAUCUCGUAGCGAGAAUCGUUAAGGAUAACAAAUCAAUAAAAGACACUUCUUCAAUCCUCUUAUAUCGUUACGAAGAUCCGGUUUUAGGUCCGAGAAUAUCUCCUAAUAUUGAAGACUUACUGAGCGGAAAAAUCGAAAUUCCCCCGAAUGCAGUAUUUCACGUUAACUUGGAGACAAAUAGUGUUGAAGUGGAGAUAGAAAGCAAGAAGUAUUCAACCGGACGCGACUUCGUGUAUAUUUUGAAACAGUAGUGGAUGAAUUGAACGCAACUCACGGUACCGCAUAUGUGAGUAAUAAAAACGUGUGAAAAUGAGGGAAUAAAAACAAUAGAAAACA
This is a messenger RNA of Athalia rosae (coleseed sawfly), 3764 nucleotides long. It is a transcript of the gene LeuRS, whose product is annotated as leucine--tRNA ligase, cytoplasmic. The transcript has 16 exons. Gene Ontology annotation, biological process: leucyl-tRNA aminoacylation. NCBI's taxonomy places the organism in Eukaryota, Metazoa, Arthropoda, Insecta, Hymenoptera, Athaliidae. Gene Ontology annotation, molecular function: ATP binding; aminoacyl-tRNA deacylase activity; leucine-tRNA ligase activity. The record is from RefSeq and is a predicted model, not a curated record. Bases 143 to 3679 code for a protein of 1178 amino acids.